AUGGCCGGUAAAAAUUCGUAUGAAGUUCUGUGUGCAAAUUUUCACGGCGCCGUCCCUGGUCUGCGUACAGUCAAAUCGAAGCUCUCUCGGUACGAUAGAUCCGUCCCGGAAGGUGUAGUGAACGUCAAAUAUUUAAAGGAUUUCCUCAUUCAAAACAAUUUACCUCUCAUCGUGUCUAUUAGUGAAGACUGUACCGCUAUUGUGUCACAGAGAAAUUAUGACAGCGCUUCUAAUUCCGUGAUGGGUGUCAGUCUACCAAUGGAAGCAAGCGGACUAAGAAAUCACAGACGCGCGGUAGUCACAGAUAUAAAAUCAAUUGUCGACGUGUUUGAAGAGUUCCCUCGAGCAACGCUGGUGCUUGUAGUUAUGGCGCAACCCCUAGUCGACAGCAUUCCGCCGAUCCGUAUUCUUACAUUUUGUACGGACAACAAGUUCACUGCGGAGGACGUAAAGGCUCGCAUGCAUUCGAUAAUAACAGCAUUAGCAGCGGAAGGGAUUCUUGCCCUUGUUUGUUCCGCAGACGGAGAUGCCCGCGAAAUGAAAUUUAUGCGUGAAACGGAAGAGCUGGGUCUUCCGGUUCCAAAAAGUAUCCCUGUUGGCCAGGAAACGCUUUAUUCCCUUAAAAAGUCAUAUUUUUAUUUUGCUGCUAUUAAAAUCGGAUGUGGCAUAUCAGUCCAGGAUCCCAUUCAUUUAGUGGCGAAGUUGCGAAUGAGACUAAUUAGAUCAGAAAAAUUUAUAGCGAUUGGCAAUUACAUUGCUUCACCGGUCCACUUGCAAACCCUAAUGAAUCAAUAUGAUAAAAGUCGACAUCUGCUAAAACCUGAGGAUCUCAACGCGCACGAUAAAAUGAACUAUGGAUCGGCAGAGAGAUUAUGUCAACCCCAUGUUUCCCAACUGCUCCAGCAUGUUGAAGGUUCGGAAGCGACGCAGUUCUAUCUUAGGUUGAUGAAUUACUCUGCUUCAAGUUUUUUGGAUAAAAAUUUGUCGCCACUGGAUCGAGUAUAUCGAAUGUGGUACGUGGUGUUCAGUCUACGACUGUGGCGCUAUUGGAUCACCUGUGAUAAGGCGUACACUUUGGCUGCAAAUUUUAUGACACUAAACGUGUAUCUUUGCGCCGAGUUUAACGCUCAUGCUUUGGUACUUAUAGUAUUAGCCUUAAAAGACAAACCAGAAGCUUUCAAACCAUGGCUGUGUACCAGCCAACCAUGUGAAAGUUACUUCAGAGGUGGCCGCUCUUGCACUACAAACUGCUCAACAAUGGUGAACUUUACCGCUCGCGAGUUUUUCAAAUCUCGAUGCCGCAAAAUUGAUGCAACCAUUCGCCUUACAUCAGACGGAGUGAAGGAUGGCCUGUCCUAUCCUCGUUUCGAGCGCCCUUUUGACCAGCCGACAAACCAACGCGUGUGGGAAAUGCCGUCGAUGGCAGAGAUGGACUGUAAAAUCCGCGUUGCUCUCGCCGAUGCCGAAAAAGAUUUGAAAAAACUAGGUUUGCGAGUAUCCGGCAAGGACAAGUAUUGCUUCAAUAAGCAGCUAGCUGAGCAACUUUUCAGAAUUAAAAAAACAAGAAAAAAAAAUGACAAUUCGACCUCGUCGGCCGAUUAUGAAUUUCUUGACGAGAGCGAUGAAUCGCAUUUUGACCUAAGAGAAGAUGUUUUCAGUCGAGAGGCUCAGGAAAAUAACUUGGAAGAAGGAGACAGGGAUUAUGAGUUCGACACUCUUGGGGCUGUCAUGAAUGGCACAUUCCGUGAUCUUUCAAAAACUCAUCCCGUUCAUGAUAACAUUAAAAACACAGCCUUUGCUACUCUUGUCCGACCUGAUGGACACACCCAAGUUGUUUCCAAACAGACAAUCUGUUGGUUUCUAGAGGGAAUGGUGUGGAAAAAUAGCAGCGACCGUAAGUGGAGAUUUGCAGGUUGCCCCUCUGGUUUUUUUAAAAGAAAAAGAACAAUCACAAAAGUUGAAAAAACUACCCUCAAAAACGGCCUUUGGGCAGUUUUCAUUACAGCAGAUGGACGAGAUUAUCUCCUCGGACAAGUUCUAGCCUUAGUUGCAAUGGAUGGGAAAAGUAUUCGUUGUGUGAAUGAGUGGAAUGUGGAUGAAAAAACAGAAACCCGUGUUCUGUGUCAAUGGUACAAUAUGGUUAGAGAAAACGGGAAGCUAACGGGUAAAUUGACUAGAACAUUUAUGUUCAGUAAUGGCUAUUAUUCCUGCAAAUACUAUAUAUGUACUUGUCCCAUCCCUAAUUCUGUUCAGCUUGAAGAUGAAGACGGUUUACUGUUUGAUGUAGAAGUUGUCAAUCAAUUGUCCCGCUUCUGUCAAUUUAAAGAAUAA
Molecule: messenger RNA, 2331 nt
Organism: Daphnia pulicaria
Lineage: Eukaryota; Metazoa; Arthropoda; Branchiopoda; Diplostraca; Daphniidae
Exons: 5
Coding region: 1-2331 (776 amino acids)
Source: RefSeq, a predicted model, not a curated record